Pocillopora damicornis (cauliflower coral) is the source of this 1598-nucleotide messenger RNA. RefSeq names its product acid-sensing ion channel 2. Gene Ontology annotation, cellular component: plasma membrane. The record is from RefSeq and is a predicted model, not a curated record. Gene Ontology annotation, molecular function: ligand-gated sodium channel activity. Gene Ontology annotation, biological process: sodium ion transmembrane transport. NCBI's taxonomy places the organism in Eukaryota, Metazoa, Cnidaria, Anthozoa, Scleractinia, Pocilloporidae.
AUGGCAUUUCUUAAACGCAAAGUGGAUGCUGAGGGAGUCGAAGAUGGAACUAGUUUAAGAAGAAGCAAUGUCGACAUCAGGGAUUCAGAAACAGAGCAUCGAGAUCUAGAGGGAUGGAAGUCGUUCGCAGAGGACACAACUCUUCACGGUGCCAGGUUUUUCUUCGCAGAUAACUUUUUCAGAAGACUGCUUUGGAUUGCUGCAGUUUUAGGGUGCGCAAUUUUCUGCAACUACCAAGUUUACACUUUUGUAAGACACUUUUAUGAGAGACCUUUUAAUACAAAAAUAACGUUCGACAGAGAUAACGAUGAAAACGCAUUUCCUUUCCCAGCUGUGACUCUAUGUAAUCUUAAUGCACUCAACAAAAGGAAACUCAUAAAGUCACUCACGAAUGUUUACGGCCAAGCGACUGUCGAUAAAAAGCUUCAGGAUAUGUAUCUAAUUAUAAGAAGAUCGAAAGCGGCGUUUACCAAAGAAUUCAAGGAGCGCAAUCCAGAGUUUUUCCAUCGUUCUCAAACUGUCAACGAAACCCAAACGAACUUUUGGAUAGCUGGUGAUGAUAUGGAAGAUAUGCUUUUACCAACCAGCCCAGAAUUCAGUUCUUGCUCAAUCAAUGGCAAACAGUGCAACGCUCAUAACUUCACUAGCUCACUGAGCCCCUUUCAUGGUUUGAAAUGUCAUACCUUCAACUCUGCAGAGGGUGGUAAUCCAUUGUUGAAUACUACCGUCGCUGGUCUUCCAAGUGGCUUGAGGCUUCGACUUAACAUCGAGCGAGACGAAUAUAUUCCAAUUCCAUGGAGGCCUUCGGCUGGAAUUUUGCUUCUCAUACAUGAGCAGAAGACGUUUCUACCUGUGGAAGAGUUUGGCAUUGUUAUUCAACCGGGAAUGUCUAGUCUAUGCGCCAUAAAAAGAAGAAAGAUAAUUAACUUGGAGAAGCCGUAUGCAACAAACUGCAGGAAAGGAUCUCUUAAGUUUGACAGGGACUUUGCUAUUAUUUAUUUGACUAUUAUCAAAGCUUGCGGUUGCACUGUAAUAAAAUUUCAAGCCAAUCGACCAAUCCCAAUUUGUGCAGUGAAUGACUCAAUUCUGUGCGUUUUCCCAUCGUAUGAAAACUUUGGUACUUCCAGUGAGAAGUCUGCCUGCGAAAGGAAGUGUGGCGAGCCAUGCGAAUAUGUGGAGUACAAGACAUCUCUUUCCUACAGUGGACUUCAGAGGGACGCUUUCAUUGAACAACUCAUGUUCUCUCUUAACAACAGUGAGAAAUCUGUUAUGGAACUCGAGAUGUACAAACCCCUUUUGAACAUGACCGAAGAACAGAGGGAGAAGUUUGUAGACGAAAACAUCAUCUCUCUGGAUAUAUAUUUUGAAGACCUGAGUGUUGAGAUCGUUCAGCAAAAACCUGUUUUUGAAACUUGGGCUUUGAUUGGAAACCUGGGUGGUACUUUUGGUCUUUUCCUUGGAAUGAGUUUCCUAACUCUCCUGGAAUUCUUCGAUUUUGUCUUCAGGAGAAUUUUGCACUUGUUCAAAGCAACGAAAAACAAGAAAAGCUUAGCAUCUGACAGAUAAACCAAAAAUGAUGCUGCUAAUUGUCACUAUGA